GAUUGUUCGAUUCUUUCAUCUCCUGAUGGAAUACUUUUUUUCCUGUUUUUGACGUGGGAGUGAGUUGGAACAGGUUAUGUUGGAGUGAGUACUGCAUGGAAUCGAUUCAGGCCUCUUUAGGUAUGUUUUUUAUUUAUUCUUCAAGCUGUAAGUUGUUGAAGCUCUUCCGUCGUAUGCAAAAGCAUAUUUUGUUUUUACUCGCAGUUUCCUGUCCUGAAACAGGAUCUGUGUUGUGUUCCAGGGCCACGAAGAUACUGCCGUCUGUUCGGGUCGUGCCCCUUAAUCACAUACAGUACAGUAUUCGAUUCAACGUUCGUGCUUCAAGUGUGCCUUCGUGCGUGCACGUGAAGUCGUGAUUCUCAGAUUUUCUUUCCAGUGUCUGCAUCCCCAUACGGUGUGUGUCUCCCGGGAUUUGAAGCCGGUUCGGCGAAUGAACAACGCAGUUCUGUGAAUUAGUUCGUGGUAUUUUCUGCAUUGUGACGCAAUUCAAGAUGAGUUCGAAAGGUAAAAUCGGCAUCAUGGGAAGUGGUCUUAUUGGUCGAAGUUGGGCGAUGUUGUUCGCCAGUGUUGGGUAUCCUGUUCAGUUGUUCGACGUGAGCGACGAGCAGCUCAAGAAAGCUCUUGAAGACAUUGCGAAUCAAAUGAAAAGCUUGGAAGCUGAUGGAACCCUAAGAGGUUCACUGUCAGCCGAACGCCAGCUCAGUUUGAUAUCAACGUCUAAAUCGCUGGAAGAAACCGUGAGCGACGCUUGGUACGUUCAAGAAUGCGUUCCGGAAUCGUUGGACGUGAAGAAGGAAGCUUUCAAGAAACUGGACGAUGUGGUGGAAUCUCUGGGAAUUGGGAACAAGGUUAUACUUGCUAGUUCCUCCAGUACAAUCGCUUCGUCGCUCUUCUCUGAAGGCUUGAAGCACAAGGCGCGGGUUUUGAUAGCUCAUCCGGUGAAUCCGCCGUAUUAUGUGCCGUUGGUCGAAAUUGUUCCUACUUCGUGGACUGAUGCCGAGGUCAUUUCGGGCACGAAGAACUUGAUGCUGGAAAUUGGCCAGGCUCCUGUUGUUUUGAGGAAGGAAGUCAUGGGGUUCGCGCUGAAUCGCAUCCAGUACGCUAUUCUGAACGAAUGCUGGAGGCUCGUCUCGGAUGGGAUCUUGGAUGUGAAAGAAGUCGAUGUCGUGAUGUCCGAAGGACUUGGUAUGCGGUAUGCCUUUCUGGGUCCCUUGGAAACGGCGCAUCUGAACGCCCAAGGAAUGGCGGAAUACAUUGACAAGUACGCCGCUGGAAUUUACAAAACUUCCAACGAUUUUGGCCCCAUUCCCAACAUGGCAACCAGCGAAGCCAAGGACCAGAUCAUCUCGCAAUUAGAAGCCAUGGUUCCGACGAAAGACUUGGACCAAAGAAGGCGUUUCAGGGAUAGAGCUUUGCGUGCCUUGUCCAAAAUAAAGAAUGAACUCGCGUCUGAAUAAUUAUAACGACUCGUACACUUCUUGAGGGUAUCGAAACCGACUUGAAGUUCUGCUGGGAUUUCAUAGAUUGCCAACUUGCUUAAAAAUAACCUUAUGCGUCGCUAGGCGAUUUCGUGCGAAAAUUUGAUGUGAUUAUGAAUAUUAAUUUACAGUCUGGGUCUUGAGAGAAAAGUCAGUGAAUUUCGUUUUUGAAGAACCUUCGUGCGUGAAUUUGCUGCGUAAAAAAUGGAAGGUCGAUUUCUCCUCACGGAGUAAGCUUAAAAAUUUAUUGAAGUUCAUUGCCCUUUGGAUUCGUGUUUUGUGUCCUUUUCGUGUGUAUAGAAACGACACGGAGUCAUGACACGAAACGGAGUCCCUGCUGUGUUACCGGUUCAGUGGGGGAAUCGCAUGACCGGGGUUAUUCAACUCGGUGGAUUCCUUGGAAAAAGGUCAUGAAUUAUCGAGGUCGUGAUGUCGGGAAUCGGUUUCUUUUCUUCCCAAUUUUUACGCUGCAAGGAAAUAGAAAAUUCCGAAUUUACGGGAAAAUAACGCGCCAUAUUCUCUGGCCUACACCUGCAGUUUUCAAGCCUUGAAUUUGAAAGAAGUUUGCUUCUAAACAAAAUCAUGAAUCCGAGAUCAUUCGUUGCCCAUUAUGCGAAUAAGAACUCUUGUAGAAAGUAUUAAAUUUUUCUUAUUUAUGCAAUCGCAAUCGCAGGUAGUGUACGGUAAUGUGAAGAUGAGCGGAUGAGAUAUUUUUCAUUUGAAUGGAGGCACGUUUUUGGAUCGCACUAAACGUGAAUCCUGAUGUGAGAGUCUAAGGCUCAUCAAUGAGUCAAAAUGGACGAAAUUAGAAUUUAUUACUGCACCUUUUGCACUUUGAAUGUGAUUGCAUGCUUGGAAUGCAGGAUUGAACUUGAGUUUUUCAGAAUAUCAUUCAGUUUGUCAAAUGAUAAUAAAACAUCUGUGAAUGCCAGAA
Messenger RNA from Notodromas monacha, 2412 nucleotides. Lineage: Eukaryota; Metazoa; Arthropoda; Ostracoda; Podocopida; Cyprididae. The record is from the annotation of a GenBank genome assembly.